Molecule: messenger RNA, 789 nt
Organism: Phytophthora sojae
Lineage: Eukaryota; Oomycota; Peronosporomycetes; Peronosporales; Peronosporaceae
Exons: 1
Source: RefSeq, a predicted model, not a curated record
AUGAAGAGCAGCUUUGAUUUGUAUGCUGUUCAGUUGAAGACCUCUUUGAGUCGGCUGGGGCUUUGGGGCGUGAUUGACGGCACGGAUUCGCGUCCGCUCUUUGAUGUCGGAGGGCAAGCUGCAUUUGAUGCUCGUGACAAUGCGGCGCGUGACGCGAUAUUGCGUGGCGUUCCUGAAGCUGACGCGGAGAUGAUCUGCCAUGAGGCAUCUGCAAAAGAUAUGUGGACUCGCUUCGAGAACAAGCAGACAAAGCGUGAGUACGCCAACUAUAUCUUCGCACGCGAACAACUGUAUUCCAACAAGUACACUAGUGAUGUGAAGCUGAGUGACUGGUUGAGGGACAUGGAGUUGCAGAAGCGUGAACUCCAGCACUAUGGAAAGAUGAUUAGUGAUGAGGAGUUUGCGGAGAUUCUCUUGAGCAACGUGUCGCGCACGCACCGUGAGGUAGUGCGGCAGUUCUCACGGCACUAUGUUGUGCUGACUGUGCCUGGAACUCACCAGCUGGCCCCGACAGCAGCUCAAGUGAUGAAUGCACUUCGUGCCGAAGAAGAUCUGGAUGAGAAGAUCGCUGAGGAAGUUCCUCGCUCUUCCAUCAGUUCUGCCCAAAAGAAGUCGAACGGCGGCAACAACGGCAAAUCUGCCGAGAGUUCGGGCAAGAACAACGCCGGAAAAGGAAAAAGGCAGCGCGGGCGUGGUAGAUACAAAUCGAAAGGCCAGAAUCAAGAAGGCAAGUCAAAUGCUGGUAGUGGCAGCAAGUCUUCGCAAGGUUGCUGGAAUUGUGGCGACUUG